AUAAUUCCAAUUCAAUGACAUUAUUAUAUGCACACAACAAUAAUAUAUACUACAUAUCUUUGUUAUGUAAUUCCAUGUAUAUAUAAUAGUAAAAUGAGUCCCUAAUCUUCAUAAUUUCGACGAUCGAAAGCCAAAUUAGCAAGCAAUUGUUAUAAUGAAGUCAUUGGAGACAAGCAAUGGGGCAAGUGGUACUGAAGAAAUGGUUAAGUGUAGAAGAUAUGAAAUGAUUUUGAGAAUGAUGGGGCUAGUUUUUACUUUAGUAGCUGCUGUUGUGGCUGGUACUAAUAAGGAUACUGAAUCAGUUGCAAUAUUUCUUGUAGAUGGAUUGCCUCCUUUGCACCUAACUCUAACUGCCAAAUGGAAUUAUAUGUCUUCCACUGUGUAUUUUGUGGCAGUGAAUGCGGUAGCAUGUGCAUAUGCAACGAUAUCUAUGGUGUUUCCAGCCCUAAUAACGGGCGGAAACAGAGGAAGAAAGUGGAAAGACUCUAUUGUCCUUGUUGUUGCUCUAGACUUGACUAUGGUGGCAGUACUUUUUUCAGCCAACGGGGCGUCGGCUGCAAUUGGAGUCAUUGCUCUGAAUGGAAACUCUCACACUCAAUGGCACAAAGUUUGUUAUGCUUUCAAGAGAUAUUGCAUACAAGGGGGAGCUGCUAUUCUGAUUUCUAUGUUUGGUUCAUUCUUCUUUAUUUGCCUUGUGUUGCUCUUCACUUUUAAUCUUCACAAAACUACUUUAAAUUAUUAACGGGUUUAUGUCGAAAGAUAAAAAGAGAGCUUCAUUUUUUAAGUCUAGAAAGAGCUAUGAUGACUCUCGAAAUAGAAUUGGGUGAAAUUUGUACGUGACAAUUAAUAGCAACAGCUUGUACUCAUAUUAAUAUUGUGGCUCUAUAUAUGUUAUUUGUCAUCAAUAGUUGAUUA
Messenger RNA from Solanum dulcamara, 915 nucleotides. Its product is annotated as CASP-like protein 1E1. NCBI's taxonomy places the organism in Eukaryota, Viridiplantae, Streptophyta, Magnoliopsida, Solanales, Solanaceae. The record is from RefSeq and is a predicted model, not a curated record. The transcript has 2 exons. Bases 155 to 742 code for a protein of 195 amino acids.